UUUCAGUGUUCACUCAUACAUGCGCGCUGCGCAUUUCCAUCAGCUGUCAAAAAGGAGGGUGCCGCGUUGAGAACGUAUUUUUGAUGUUUGCUGAAAUUUAUGAAACAAGAAAAAUAGAUUUUUUGCGAACAAAAACGUAUCCCAGUUCAGAAAAUAUAUAUCAACCAGAAACGGAAACGCAUUAGCAUCUUAAAUAGAGUGCCUAAACAACAAUGGCGGCCAGAACUAGCAUUAUCGAUGAAAGUGCCGACGAUGGAGUCCCGGCCGAUUUUUGGAACGAAGUUCUCGACAGCUUUGAGGUAAUGGAUGAAUGGGCCGAGGGAAGCGAGGAGGCCAAAAAAGCAGCCGAAGAACGUGCGCGCAAAAAAAAGGAAGAUGAAUUGGAAAAGGUCAGGAAGUUCAAUGAAGCCUGGAACAUCGCUCCUGCUGCAGAAGAAGAAGUAACACGCAUAGAGGUGGAUAAAACGACGACAGAAUCGGAAACGACACCGGUCGUGGAAUCUACAACGUCGGCAGUUGAAUCCGAUUCCAGGUCCAAAUCGCCGGACUGCGCAAUCAUCAACGAGGAGCGUGAAGUAAUUACAGUUGAGGAAGAUAACAUUCAUGUUGCUGAAAAUUCAGUCGUUGUUAUUCCGGCGGAAGGUUUACCAAAAGAUCCUAGAUUGAAGCGUAUUGAGGAGGCCAGCCGUGUACAGAGUCCUUCGAGUCCUACCCAGGAGGCCAGAACGGGAUUCACCGAACGUGAAUUAGCCCCUUCAAACAGGUACUUUCAGGUAGACAGAGAUCGGGAGCGUGAAGAGCAAAUUCGUAAGGAUCGCGAAGACUUUGAGCGAGCUAGAAGUCGCUUGAGAUCUCGAAGUCCUGGGGCGCGCACUAGGCGAUCUAUGUCCGACGAUGAGGACGAUAUUGGUCGGCCUUUUCCUCGGCACACUGAACGCAGCCGGUCUAGAUAUCGCUCGAGAAGUCGCGAACAUACCAGCAGGCGUUCCAGGAGUCCGCGAAGAGCCAAGAGUUCUCGGCGGUCGAGAUCACGCAGUCGUGACCGUGUUCGUAGUCGUCGUUCGACGCGAUCCCGAUCGAGAUCGCGUUCCCGACCUCGUCGUGAUCUAACCGAUGAGCUCAGGGAUAGGCUGACGCAAUCCGGCAGCGAGAACCCCGCGGCAAUGAUGAACCAGAUGACGUCGAUGAUGCAGAUGAUGAUGGAUCCCUCAAAGAUGAUGUCCAUGAAUCCUAUGAUGGCCAUGAUGAUGCAAAUGAAUCCGAUGAUGGCUGCUGCUGCUGCGGCUGCCGCUCAAAGGACGGCUGACACGGCUAAAGAAACUCCGGUUGCCGAACAGCCGGAUAAAAAGGAUGACAUAACCGCACAGUUAUUCUUGGACAGUAAAAUUAAUUUGUCCGAUUUUUUGGCAACACGAAGUCCUAUCGAGGGGAAGAAGUCAACUCGUGCUAAUCUUAGAGUGGUCCAACGCAUCAAGGAAGCCAUCACGAUUCUUGACAAACAAGAAACAAAGCAGCAAACAGCUAAAUUCCUAUAUGUUGCUCCAACGUAUCAUACAGAUCUAAAGAAGUUAGAUAAUCGUUCGCCUUUGAUUUGGAACGACCAGAACGUUUUGUACUCGUCAACAAGUAAAUCCAAGGAUGUAGGUCUUUGCGAACCGUUCCGUAACAUCAACCGUAAAAUGAAGCAAAUGAUUGAGCGCCUUGGUUUGGAUGAAGGUAACAUUUCCCAGAGAAUAGCCAAUCAGAAGAAGGAGAAAACCUCCACACAAUCCGGAGCCGAUGUAGGAACUAUUCAAGCCAUUACGAUUGUGCCCGUUAGGGGCGGUGCUUCCUCCAAACGCAUGAUUGAAAGGUCUAUCCAAACCGAAGACUUUAAUUGUUUGGAUUGCGUACAACGGCGAAGUAAGACAUACGUUUCCGUUAAUACACAAACGGCCAUUCGUGCACGCACUAUUGAAGUCAGUGUCCAGACGGAACGUGAUCGUGAUGUUGAACUGCAUUCUAUGAACGAUCUGAACGCGAAUCAAGUCAAGAUCCUAAACGAGAUUAUGCGUUAUAUGAAGAAACGGCAGGUCUCCGGAAAUAUGACGAACUUAAUGAACAAUUUGGAACGGGAUGUCCCAGAACUGCGAAAUCAGCACCUGAACGCGGGACUGCAUUAUGUUUCGGAAAUAAUGGAACAAAACGAACGUAACGCCAACCGCUAUGCCGGACCGAAUCCCAUGAAUCCAAAAGCGCGCGAAAUGGCAAUCAGGCAGGGCGGUGGAAGCUCGCGGGAUCCCCGAGCGAGGGGUUCCUUCAAAGACGAACAUCAUGGUGUCAACUUUGAUGAGAUCAACAAACUGACGACAUCGAUGGUCCCGGCCGGAUUCCGACCGUCGCCGCCACGCAGAACCAACAACAGUGGCAGCUAUAAUAAGCGACGCGCAUGGUAAGGUGGAUUCCAAUGAGAGGUAAACUUUUUCAAUUUUAAUAUGUUCUCAUAUACCUAUGCCGUUCGUUAUGCGUAGAUAUUGUACCCAAUGUAUGUGUAGACAGGU
Messenger RNA from Armigeres subalbatus, 2540 nucleotides. RefSeq lists its product as uncharacterized. Lineage: Eukaryota; Metazoa; Arthropoda; Insecta; Diptera; Culicidae. The record is from RefSeq and is a predicted model, not a curated record. The transcript is spliced from 4 exons. The coding region runs from base 213 to 2435 and encodes 740 amino acids.